Neocloeon triangulifer is the source of this 2071-nucleotide messenger RNA. RefSeq names its product apyrase-like. Bases 169 to 1860 code for a protein of 563 amino acids. The record is from RefSeq and is a predicted model, not a curated record. Gene Ontology annotation, biological process: AMP catabolic process. Gene Ontology annotation, molecular function: 5'-nucleotidase activity. Gene Ontology annotation, cellular component: plasma membrane. Lineage: Eukaryota; Metazoa; Arthropoda; Insecta; Ephemeroptera; Baetidae. The transcript is spliced from 10 exons.
UUUUCGGCAAUAGCUUUUCAGCCUUGUUUUUUAUUGCUUUAUCGCUGAUCACGAAAAUGAUGAGUGUAAAUAAUCAAUCUAAUAAAAAUGCGUCUGAAGGCAAAAAGUAGGAUUGAUUCGUCAUUGUGAAGAUCUGAACGCGGUGCUUCGGAAGCAACAAUUGCAACAAUGAAGGUUUUCGCGAUCGCGGGUAUCGCGACAGCAGUCAUUGUCGCCAUUGGAUUGACAGUAGCGAUUGUUCUGCUAGGGCCAGUAGAGCAAGAGUCAUUGGAAAAAGAAAUUAGUUUCACUAUUUUGCAUAUCAACGAUUUCCACGCGCGUUUUGAGCCGAUCAGUGCGAGUGGAAGUACUUGCCAAGCAGGCAACAAUGAACAGGGUUUGUGCUUUGGAGGAAUCGCUCGAGUAUAUUCUGCGAUCACAGAGCAACGCCAAUUGCGAGUAAAUCCAGUAGUUUUGAAUGCAGGAGACAAUUACCAAGGCACUCUCAUGUAUUCUCUGUUCAAAUGGAAUAUUACCUUGGAAUUCAUGCAAAGGUUAAAUUUUGAUGCAACUGCAUUUGGAAACCACGAGUUUGACGACAAAGUGGCUGGAAUUGUGCCUUUCGUGGACGGCCUUAAAAGUCCAAUGGUGGCGGCCAACAUGGACGCAUCCCUCGAACCGACACUGGAUGGAAAAUUCGUACCCUCUGUCACAAUUUACAGGGACAAAACAAAAAUUGGAAUAAUAGGAUGCAUUAGUAAGGAAACACCAGCAUUGUCAAGCCCAGAGAACCUGAUAUUCAAUGACGAAAUUGAAUCUGUGAGUGCCGAGGUUAAAAAGCUUAAGGCUGACGGAGUGAAAAUUAUUAUUUUGCUAAGUCACAGUGGGUACGACGUUGAUCUCAUUAUAGCUGAACAAAUUCCAGAAUUAGAUGUGAUUGUCGGUGGCCACUCACAUACAUUCCUUUACUCUGGGACACCACCUACAACUGAUGAACCUGUAGAUGAAUACCCAAAGGUAGUGACGCACAGAAAUGGAGGAAAAACAUUGAUUGUUCAGGCAAUGGCUUUUGGUAAAUAUUUGGGAAUCCUGGAGUUGAAAUUUGACAAGGCUGGUGAGGUGGAAUCUUGGUCCGGGAACCCAAUUUUGCUUGACAGCAGCGUCCCUGAAGACGAGUCGACCACGGAGCUGCUCUCACCAUAUAGGGAGGAAGCAGACGUGAUCGGUGGACAAACUUUGGGCACAAGUGCUGUGCUCUUGGACUCGAGCACCUGUUACAGCAAAGAAUGUAAUUUGGGCAACUUCCUGACUGACGCAAUAGUACACGAGUACACUGAACUAAUAAACGAUGAUGCUUGGACUACCGUAGCAAUUGCAAUAAUGAAUCCUGGAGGCAUCCGAGCACCGAUGGGAGAGUCAGCAAAUGUAACAUUUAAUGACCUGAUUACGGCUCAACCAUUUCAAAACACCAUCGACACUGUUGAGCUUCAGGGCAAGGACAUUGUUGAAUUAAUGGAACUGGCGGCCAGUCCUCCUUUAAACAAAAUAAGGGCAAAGGACUUUGCAGAUGGUGCAGGGUGCUUCCAAGUGUCAGGCAUUAGAGCCAAAUAUGACAUGAGCCAAGCCGAGGGGUCUAGGUUGGUGGACAUUGCGUUGAAAUGCUCAAAAUGUGUCACGCCAGAGUUCCUGCCAGUAAACUCAGAAGAAUGGUACACGGUAGCAAUGCCGUCUUUCCUCGCCUCUGGAAACAGUUUUCCCCUUAUAACCGAAAGGGGUCGGAAUCGAACAAUAGGUCGCCUUGACACGGAUGUUUACGUAGAUUACAUUAAGACGAAAAAUCCUAUUAUGACAGGAAUUGAGCACCGAAUCACAGUUUUGUAGUUUUUGUUACCAUUCAACUUUUGUUGUUUAAUUUAAGUCAGUAAAAAACGCACUCACUAUGGUCCUGAGCUGUCCUGAAUAAUUAUGAAUGUAAACUUGAAUGUGUGUAUAGGCGUGUGCGAUUCCACUGAGUACAUAUUUGCCUUGUUUUUUCAAUAACAUUACUAAACUAUGGAUCCCUUAAAAACAAUAAAAUAGUUUUAAUUAUUCA